Scomber scombrus (Atlantic mackerel) is the source of this 1479-nucleotide messenger RNA. RefSeq names its product secretagogin, EF-hand calcium binding protein (gene scgn). Gene Ontology annotation, cellular component: synapse; dendrite; terminal bouton. The transcript is spliced from 11 exons. The record is from RefSeq and is a predicted model, not a curated record. Gene Ontology annotation, biological process: regulation of long-term synaptic potentiation; regulation of presynaptic cytosolic calcium ion concentration. Bases 76 to 894 code for a protein of 272 amino acids. Gene Ontology annotation, molecular function: calcium ion binding. Lineage: Eukaryota; Metazoa; Chordata; Actinopteri; Scombriformes; Scombridae.
GUCAACCAAGCAAGCCACUGAACUGUGCUUCAUAUUUAAAAGUUGACAGUUUUUUUCCCCCUUUUCUCUAUUGAAAUGGAGAUUGCUUUUGAUAACCUGGACGCAGCUGGUUUCCUGGAAAUCUGGCAACACUUUGAUGCUGAUGAUAAUGGCUACAUUGAGGGCAAAGAGCUUGAUGAAUUUUUCCGUCACAUGAUUCAGAGACUGGGUCCACAGGAGAAAGUGACUGAAGAGAGAGUUCAGAAACUGAAGCAGAAGUUUAUGUCUGCCUACGAUGUCACUGCUGAUGGGAAACUACAGAUUCAGGAGUUGGCCAAUAUGAUCCUCCCUGAGGAUGAGAAUUUCCUGUUAGUUUUCCGCAGAGAAUCUCUUCUGGACAACAGCGUUGACUUCAUGAAGAUAUGGAGGAAGUAUGAUGUGGACUGCAGCGGCUACAUAUCAGCUCAGGAGCUCAAGGCUUUCCUGAAAGACCUGUUCCAGCAGCACCACAAGGAAGUGUCUUCUGAUAAGCUGGAGGAGUACACUGACACAAUGAUGAAAAUCUUUGACAAAAACAAGGAUGGCCGUUUGGAUCUGAACGACUUGGCCAGGAUCUUGGCUUUACAAGAGAAUUUCCUGCUCCAGUUCCAAAUGGAUGCCUGCAGUAAACAGGAGAUGAAGAGAGACUUUGAGAAGAUCUUUGACCAUUAUGAUGUUAGUAAGACAGGAGCGCUGGAGGGUCCUGAGGUGGACGGCUUUGUCAAAGAUAUGAUGGAGCUGGUCAGGCCCACCAUCACGGGUCCUGAGCUGGACAAGCUGCGAGUCGUCCUGCUGAGCCACUGUGAUGUUAACAAGGAUGGGAAGAUACAGAAAAAUGAGCUCUCUCUCUGUCUGGGUGUCAAGCCUAAACCUUAAAGUUAUAGUACAGUAUGGUAUUAUGAAACACUGACUCUGUAUUUGUUGUUUUGUCAAUCAGUUGUGUACUGAGAAUGCGCUAAUGUUAGAACUUUAUGUUUUGUUAUUAUUGAAUUAUUUAAGGUCAUUAUUUGAUUGUGAUUAUGAUACAAACAAUUUGAUGAUUAAAAGAAAAAACAUAUUACAGUACAAGUUAAACUAUUAACUAUCAGUCAAAAUUCAAUAUGCACACUUAAAAUAUUAACUGAGAUUAUUACUUUUAGAGUUCCUAAAUAAGAUAAUCAUUACUCAUCAUCAUUUAAGAAUCUUAUAAAUCAGCUUUGAUCAUGAAGUACUUUUAGUGCUCCAUUGCUAUAGGACUAACAAUUAUAUUCAUUGUCAAUUAAUCUGAUGAUAAUCCUUUUACUUCAUUGAUUAGAUAUGGAUUCAUUUUCUGGUGAUCAACUAACUUUUAAUGAACUGUUGCAGCUCUACAUUACUAUAUUGUUCAAGAUUACAUUUUGACAAUGUUUGUUGGUAUUUGCUGUAUCAUCCUUCACUAUAAUUGCAGUAAUUCUGUAACAAAUUAAAAACCAAAAACUGAUA